UACUUCUCUUGCAGCAUUAUUUUAAGAACGGAUAUCUAGCUUUAUACUUGGUAAAUAAUUCUAUAACUAAUCAUAGCAAAUAUUAUUAUGACACUAGUUUACUGGAUAUCAUCUUUUCUAAUAUUUAAUGAGUAUUUUUGUGGAUUAUCCUUAGCUAUUAACGUAAAUGGAUUGACCUAUUCUCAAAAUGAAGCAAGAAUCAAGAGAAAAACUAACUCAAAAACUGGAUGUACGGCACCAUCUCAACCUAAAAACGGUCGUUGGAUCCCCUUGAAUCAAAACAAAACAAUCAAAGAAAAUGAAAUCGUAGAUGUAAACACUAUAAUUAGCUAUUCUUGUGAUACAUCCUACAAGCUAUCCAGCUCAGAAGCAGACAGGGAACUAGUAGUUUGUCUAAAUGAUGGAAAAUGGUCAUUUCCUGAAAUGCCACGUUGCCAAAAAUUAUGUCCGCCUAUGUACAGUACUAACACCACCAAUUUAAAAUGCAAAAAAUCAGGGGUUCCGGUACCUUGUGAUAAAGCAUCAGACGGUACUGUAUUGAGAUUCACGUGUGCUCCUUAUUUUGAACCAGAAGGAACUAUUCUUUCUAGGAAAUGUGUUGAUGGAAACUGGGAUUAUAGCAAGCCUACGUGCAUACCAGUAUGUGGAAUGAAGUUUGAACAGAGUAUACCAUUGAUACUACGUAGAGCAAUACCUGAAAGUUAUAAUCCUUGGAUGACUGCUAUUUACAGAAAAUACAAUAAGACAACAAACGAGUAUUUAAACAUUUGUGGAGGAUCCUUGAUAGCUCCAAACAUAAUUCUUACAGCCGCCACGUGUGUUACGGAUUACAGUGGCCAACCAAACGACAAAAAUGACUAUAUAGUAGCUGUAGGGAAGUACUACCGUCAAUAUCAAGAUGCAAGAGAUGCAGAUACUGCUCAGUACUCUGAAGUUGAAUAUUUUGAUAUUCAUCCAAAUUACAAGGCAGGACUACAAAACUACCUGGGCGAUAUCGCCAUUGUGAGAGUUAAAACUGCGUUUGCAAUGUCAAAGUUUGUACAACCCAUUUGUUACAUGGAUUUUGACUUUACCUUAGUUCCAGACAUGAAAGGAGUAGUUUCAGGCUGGAAUAUUAUUAAACCAGAUGAAGAAAGAAAAGAUGUUUUAAAAGAGCUGGAAUCUGUUUACAAAGAUUACUCUACAUGUGAAUCAGAAUUUGAAGAAGAUUUCGCGAAAAAGUUCCAUACGCCUGACAAAAUAUGCUCUGGACAAUUUAACAAAAGUAGCGCUAUAUGUAGGGGAGACAGUGGCAGCGGAUUAAUGUUCAAAAAUCCCAAAAAUAACCGGAAUUUUAUUAAAGGUAUCGUAAGUAUAGGUCCAAUAAUUAGAACUUCAGAUAUACCGCAAUGUGAUAUUCAAAGGAGAACGCUUUUUACCAAGAUUGAUUACUACAUCGAUUGGUUGCAAUCUAAGUUGCAUCUUUACGUUGAAACUGAGCAGAAAAUGCGAUUUGGCAAGCUAAUGUUCCUAAUAACAUGUUUUGUUCUCUGCUAUCUAGCUGAUUCUUCCAAUGGAUUUAGUUUAUCUUCAAAUUCAUACGCAAAGACUGAGAAUUCUAGUUUAAUAAGAUUAAGAAGACAAAAUCGAAAUUCAUGUAACGAUGGGUUCCAGUGCAAAACAACUCAACAGUGUAUCGAUGUUGAUAAACAAUGCGAUGGUGCUUUGGAUUGUUCUGAUGGUAGUGAUGAGUUCGAAUCGCUGUGUAAACAACAAGUAUGUCCAGGAUACUUAUUUCGAUGUGACUAUGGAGCUUGUCUGAGCAGUGACAAACAAUGCAACGGUGUCAAAGACUGUAAAGACAACUCUGAUGAAGUCGGUUGCUCCUCGGUCCCCAAAGUCAACACCUAUUGCAGGUCAGAUCAGUUUGAAUGCAGCAACGGUCAAUGCGUCAGCGCAGAUAGUCGAUGUAACGGGGUCACAGAAUGUGACGAUAGAAGUGACGAAACAGAAGAGCUGUGUCUCAACAUUUACUGUCCCGGAUAUACAUACAAGUGCGCAUAUGGUGCCUGCGUAGAUGGAGAUUCCAGAUGUAACGGAGUCCAGAACUGCGUUGACAAUUCGGAUGAGGCUGAUUGUGAGGUGGUACCCACUCCGGUUCCCCCAACAAAACCUACAAAAUCACCACCAUCUGGAUCAGGUACAACGUGUGUGACGCCAGCUCAGCCGGAAAAUGGACGCUGGGUGUAUGCUAGCAACCAACAGGCAGGAAACUCAGGAGAACGUGUUGGGAUCAACAGCAUCAUUAACUUCUCUUGCAACAGCGGCUACAGGCUGUCAACUACGGAGAAAGACAUCGAACUUGUCGUAUGUUUGGAAAAAGGAAAUUGGUUGUUUAAGGACAUGCCUUAUUGUCAAAAACUAUGUCCUCCUCUAUACAACAGUCCCACCAUAACUAUGGGUUGCAAGAAUAUUGAAUCCGGAACACCAGUAACAUGUGACAGAGCUACAAGCGGGGUCAUUUUAAGUUAUAAAUGCGCCCCCUUCUACGAAGCGACCAACCCCACCACCGUCAACUGUCGUGAUGGAACUUGGGAUUAUAGCCCCUCUUGUAUUCCAGUUUGCGGAGAGAAGAGAGUUACGGCUAAUACACUGAUAGUGAAUGGAAGAAAUGUUGAAAGGGGCAAUUACCCGUGGAUGGUUGCCAUUUACAGGUUAGACGAGGACUCAAAUACGUAUAUUAAUGUUUGCGGUGGAUCAUUAUUAAGACCAAAUAUAGUGUUAACAGCUGCCCAUUGCGUGACAAGAAACAAAGAUGGGAAAAUUGCCAACAAGAAUCUAUUUCAAAUUGCCGCUGGCAAGUACUACAAUCGGUAUAAAGAUUCAAGAGAUCUGGAUACAGCCCAAUACAAAGAGGUCGAUCUGAUAGAAACCAAUAACGAAUAUAAAGGUGAACUACGAAACUUUCGUGGUGAUAUAGCCAUUCUAAAGUUGAAAUCACCGUUUGCUUUAUCCCCAGUGAUACAGCCUAUCUGCUAUUUGAAUGUUAACGAGUUCUCCUUGUCAUUGAACGCUCAAGGAGUGGUAACAGGUUGGGGAUUUACAAAGUCUGGUUCAGAUGUGGCUGAUAAAUUGAAGGAAAUCGAGUUGCCAUACAAAGAUGACAAUACUUGUCAAUCUGAAUUUGAUGAAGAAUGGGCAGCAAAAUAUUUUGCAGGAGAUAAACUAUGCGCAGGAUAUUUCAAUCAAUCCACAAGUGUUUGUAAAGGUGAUAGUGGUGGAGCGCUGGCCUUCAAACAUCCAACCUCGAAGCGAUAUUUUGUCCAUGGUAUUGUUAGUAUUGGUCCUUCCUUCAUAAACAACCAAAUUACACAUUGCGACAUUCAGCAAAAUGCUCUUUUUACCAAAGUAACCUUUUAUUUUGAAUGGCUUCAAUCUCGAAUUUCAUUUCUAACCAAAGAUAGCAGUUAGAGUUCUGUCUUUGCUUUAUGUUCAGAUAGAGUUUAAGAAAAAAUAUUCCAUUUUUAUAAUUCCUUAUUUUAUUAAAUUGUAAUUGAUUA
This is a messenger RNA of Sitophilus oryzae (rice weevil), 3539 nucleotides long. RefSeq names its product modular serine protease-like. NCBI's taxonomy places the organism in Eukaryota, Metazoa, Arthropoda, Insecta, Coleoptera, Curculionidae. The transcript is spliced from 22 exons. Bases 88 to 3450 code for a protein of 1120 amino acids. The record is from RefSeq and is a predicted model, not a curated record. Gene Ontology annotation, molecular function: serine-type endopeptidase activity; protein binding. Gene Ontology annotation, biological process: proteolysis.